Plutella xylostella (diamondback moth) is the source of this 2655-nucleotide messenger RNA. Lineage: Eukaryota; Metazoa; Arthropoda; Insecta; Lepidoptera; Plutellidae. The record is from RefSeq and is a predicted model, not a curated record.
CGCCCCGGCCCCAGUCCGCCGCCGGCCGCCGCGCGUCUGCCCGCCUGUGCCGUGCCGCGCUCCGCUCGCUCGCGUGUGAUCUCCAAGUGAUGUCGCUCAGUGACUAGUGCCAUGCUGCUGCUCCGUUGUGCCCUGGUCGCGGCGCUGGUCGCCACCGCCGCCGCCGCCUGGCAGGAGAACGUGCGCCCCAAGGUCUUCGCACAACUAGGAGUGGAUGACACACACAAAUUCCUCGGGAACGAAACACAUACAGAUUACUUCAGAUUAUUGUUACGAGAUGGAAAUUACUUAUUAGUAGGCGGCAGGAAUGUAGUGUACAACCUGAGCCUGACAGACCUGACGGAGCAGCGCCGCCUGGUGUGGUACUCACCCGAGAACGACGUCAAGAUGUGCGUCGUCAAGGGGAAGGACGAGGAAAGCUGUCAGAACUACAUCCGCAUCCUGGUCUCGCUGGGGUCGGGCAAGCUGCUGGUCUGCGGCACCAACUCGUUCAAGCCGUACUGCCGCGAGUACUCCGUGCAGCGAGACAGCUACCACAUGGAGAAGGAGAAGUCCGGCCAGGCGGUGUGCCUGUACGACCCGGAUCAUAACUCCACUGCGGUCUAUGCAGACGGGGAGCUGUACUCGGGCACGGUGGCAGACUUCAGCGGGAUGGAGCCCAUCAUCUACCGGCAGCCGCUGCAGACAGAGUCCUACGACUCCAUGACACUAAAUGCUCCAGAUUUCGUGAACUCGCUAGUUCACGGGAACUUCGUGUAUUUUUUCUUUCGGGAAACGGCGGUCGAGUACAUAAAUUGCGGAAAGUCGGUGUUCUCCCGGGUGGCGCGAGUGUGCCGAGACGACCGCGGCGGCCCGCACCGGUUCAAGUCGCGCUGGACCUCCUUCCUCAAGUCCCGGCUCAACUGCUCCGUGGCCGGGGACUUCCCCUUCUACUUUAAUGAGAUACAGUCAACGUCAGAGCUGAUAGAAGGCGUGUACGGAGGCCUAAACGCUCAACUCAUCUACGGAACCUUCACUACUCCUCCGAACAGCAUCUCGGGGUCGGCUGUGUGUGCCUUCAGCAUGCAGGACAUAGCUGACACCUUCGAGGGAACCUUCAAGGAGCAAAGUGCUAUCAACUCCAACUGGCUGCCUGUUAACAGUGCUAAGGUGCCAGAGCCAAGACCUGGUACAUGUCACAACGAUUCACGGACUUUGCCAGAUCAAACGCUGAACUUCAUCAAAACACAUGCGCUGAUGGACGAAUCGGUUCCCGCAUUCUUUGGAGAACCAAUCGUAAUACGGACUAGCUUUCACUACCGGUUUACGCAAAUAGCAGUAGAUCCGCAAGUGAAAACUCCCGGCGGAAAAGCGUAUGAUGUACUUUUCAUUGGUACAGACAACGGCAAAAUCAUCAAAGCCAUCAACGCGGCGUCCUACGACUCCAACAAGCGUGCUGCACCAGUCGUGAUCGAGGAGCUGCAGGCCUUCGCGGCGGGCUCCCCGGUGCGGGCCCUGAGGGUCGCCCGCGCCGGCCGCGACGCCGCGCGCCUCAUCGCCGUGUCCGACCGAGCCGUGCUCAGCUUGCGGCUGCAUAGAUGUUCCAGUGACAAGAUUAGCUCUUGCUCAGAGUGCGUGGCCCUCCAAGACCCGUACUGCGCGUGGGACAAGCAGGCGGGGCGGUGCCGCGCCUACUCGCACGGGGUCAGCCGCUGGCUCGACGAGAACUCCUUCUACCAGAGCGUCAGCACCGGCACGCAUCCGGCUUGCCCUCACAGUAAAGAUGCUGGAGCAGUUGGGGGACUAAGCUCCGGACUGUACGACGACGCCCGAGGGGAACCGAAGGGCGAAGUCAUCAACAUCGUACAAGACAAGGAUGGCAAGAACAAUGGUAAUAACGAAGGUCCGAAGGUCCUAGCGGCGGACCCGCCGCCCGCCGCCUACUCCGUAGAGACCCUGGCUCUAGCCGUGGCCGCCGGGGCCCUGGCCGCUCUGGGUGCAGGCUUCGCCGCCGGCUACAUCUGCGGAAGAAAAUGCAAGAAGGACGAAGACGACAACAUGCCAUACCCAGACACUGAGUACGAGUACUUUGAGCAGCGGCAGAAUAUUAACAGAAUCCAAGCAGAACCGAAGCUUUUGCAGCAAGUCGAGGAAGUGACGUAUGCCGAGCCGGUGCUAGCCCCGCAGCCGAAGCCGGCGUCCCCGCGGGCCACUCUGCGCAAGCACCCCCCGUACCACCCCCACCACGAGACGCUGUUCCAGUUCCAGCCAGACUCCUACCGCCGCGACAACUUCGGCACCCUUCGCUCUCACCAGGUCAAUGGCGACGGCUACCGGCGCGGCAACGACAACGGGUUCUCGACGACGCGAUCAGUGAAGAAGGUGUACCUCUGAGAAACAAGCGGGGCGGACUCGCGCGACCAGAUGCACCAACAUAAGCAUAAUACGCAUCACCACCAUACGUUGGUGUCGCAGCGCAGCAGCGGUUCGGGUUCAGUGUCGGCGAGCGGCGCCGGGUCGUCGUCGUCGCCGUCGCCGCCGUCGCCGCCCCCUCUCCCAUCACUGUUGUUGAGGCCGCCCCCUCUCCCAUCACCGUUGUAGAGGCCGCCCCCUCUCCCAUCACCGUUGUAGAGGCCGCCCCCUCUCCCAUCACCGUUGUUGAGGCCGCCCCCUCUC